This is a messenger RNA of Brugia pahangi, 486 nucleotides long. NCBI's taxonomy places the organism in Eukaryota, Metazoa, Nematoda, Chromadorea, Rhabditida, Onchocercidae. The record is from the annotation of a GenBank genome assembly.
AUGAGGAUUGAAAAGUGUUAUUUUUGCUCUUCUAAUAUCUACCCCGGCCAUGGGAUUACAUUCGUCAGAAAUGAUUGUACCGUGUUUCGAUUUUGUCGUUCAAAAUGUCACAAAUUGUUCAAGAAGAAGCGUAAUCCAAGAAAGACUGGAUGGACGAAAGCUUCGCGUAUGGCACGAGGAAAAGAGCUGAAGAAUGAUAGCACAUUUAACGUUGAAGCACGGCGUAAUGAACCACUGAAAUACGACCGUCAGUUGUGGCAUGAAGCAGUUGAUGCCGCCAAAGAAAUAAUAGCUUUGCGUGAGAAACGUUAUGGUGAACAUAUCAAAAGAACUCUGCAACCGGGUAAGGCCAUCAAACGUAUUGGUGAUCUACAGAAGGCUCGAAAGAAGGUGUAUUUGAUACGUGCCCCAUUGCAAUCGAAAAAGCAGGCCAGUAGUACUGAAGAAGUUCAGCAGAAAAUGGAAGAAAAGAUGGAAACAAACUGA